Cetraspora pellucida is the source of this 173-nucleotide messenger RNA. NCBI's taxonomy places the organism in Eukaryota, Fungi, Glomeromycota, Glomeromycetes, Diversisporales, Gigasporaceae. The record is from the annotation of a GenBank genome assembly.
AUACUCUUAAAACAUCAGCAAAUUUCUAUCCAACUCUUAAUAACAUCUUCGGCUCUAUUUUAAAUAUUUGUACUCAUCUUUUUAGCAUGAAAUCCCAUACUGAGGAUUUUAUUCAUGACAUUUGUGAACCUAUGAUAGAAAAAUUUAAUAAGUAUUGGGAAGAUAGUGACUAG